Tetranychus urticae (two-spotted spider mite) is the source of this 962-nucleotide messenger RNA. RefSeq lists its product as uncharacterized. Lineage: Eukaryota; Metazoa; Arthropoda; Arachnida; Trombidiformes; Tetranychidae. The record is from RefSeq and is a predicted model, not a curated record.
ACCAUCAUUACCACAGGUUUGAUUAUUUAAAAGCUGUUAACAAGUUAAUUCGCUUUUAGUUAAUCAACCAUCCUUCAUUGUAUCAAUUUCAAAUCAUACUUUUCUCAUUUCUUUAACAGUCACCUUUCAUCAUGAUUAAGCCACUAAUCCUUUGUACUCUUGCUAUUAUUUGCUGUCUUCAAAUUGCUUCAACUAAUUCAGAGGAAACUCCUGCAGCCGUAGAAUCAAAUGCAGAAGCUCGAGGCAUCUUGUCGUCCAUUGGCGGUGGAAUCCAUGAAAAGCUGAGGAAAUUUGUUACAACAGUGAAAGACAUUUUACUCGGUCAUCAUAAAAAGAUUGGAAGUUUUCAUUUUCGAUUGAAAGAAUGCCUGGAAAAGUUGAUUAAUUUGGAAAAGAAACUGUUAGGAUUCAAAGAGGAAUCUUAUUCAUGUCCAGACAUCAGUUCACUGGUUGACAAAGUGAAAGAAAAGCUAUACAUCAAUGACCACACCGUUAAUCCAAGUGAUGUCCAGUCAAUGGCUAACUACUUACAGAAUCAUCUACGAGCCUUGGAUUAUCGUAUGCAACAAGAGUCCAAAUAUUUGAAUUUAGCCUUUGAACACAUCAAAUAUCUUCAUGCAUAUUAUCCACAAAAUCAACCUAAACCCAAUUACGGUCCAAUUAAACCAUCAUAUUUAACACAAGUCAAUCCAAGCAUCAAGAUGAGAGAUGGUAAUAACAACAGCAAUAAUAACAAUCAUGCUCCACAAUAGUAAGAUUUAUUAAAAUCAAACCAAAGUUUACUAACCAUCAACAGUAUAGACUUGAUGUUAACAGGGAAACAAAAAUUUGUUUAAUUUUUCUCGUUUUUUUAUAAAUAAAAAUGUUUGUUGUCAAAAAUUGGGUUUAAAAUAUAAUCGGUCAUUUAUUGUUAAAAUUAAAUUGUAUCAAAAUAAAUAAAGGAUAAAUAUUUAAAUUAGAAA